Molecule: messenger RNA, 1104 nt
Organism: Aureobasidium melanogenum CBS 110374
Lineage: Eukaryota; Fungi; Ascomycota; Dothideomycetes; Dothideales; Saccotheciaceae
Product: mitochondrial carrier
Exons: 2
Coding region: 1-1104 (367 amino acids)
Biological process (GO): transmembrane transport
Cellular component (GO): mitochondrial inner membrane
Source: RefSeq, a predicted model, not a curated record
AUGGACUCUCGCCGCGUGACGCCUUCCUCCUCACCUCAGACAAAAUCCCAUGGCAACAAGCAGAGCUGGGACUAUAUUCUGCGUAGCGGGUUGGCUGGUGGCAUAGCCGGAUGCGCCGCAAAGACUGUAGUAGGCCCGCUAGAUCGCGUCAAGAUCCUGUUCCAGGCUUCAAGUCCCCAAUAUGCAAAGUACACGGGCUCAUGGUUUGGCUUCUUCAGAGCCAUGCGCGACAUCCACAACAACGAGGGCACGCGAGGUCUCUUUCGUGGCCAUUCAGCAACCUUGCUCCGAAUAUUUCCCUACGCCGGUAUCAAGUUCCUCGCCUAUGAGCAAAUCCGCGCUGUCAUCAUUCCGAAUAAAGACAAAGAGACUCCCAUUCGCCGACUUCUCAGUGGCAGCUUGGCUGGCACUAUCUCCGUCUGCUUCACCUACCCGCUCGAAGUUAUCCGCGUACGGCUGGCCUUCGAGACAAAAACAAAUCACAGGACUAGUCUGAGAGAAAUCUGCAAAACAAUCUACCACGAACACCCACCGCCCGUUGGCUCAGCUACCCAGCAUGUAGACACGUCCUCGGUCACCCGUGCCGCUACUUCAUCAAUAUCCGUCACCUCUGCUGCCUUGAACAGAGCGACGCCUGCAUCGGGCAUGGUCAAUUUCUUUAGAGGCUUCACACCCACCCUCUGGGGCAUGCUCCCAUACGCCGGCUGCUCCUUCCUCACCCACGAUACAGCUGGCGAUUUCAUGCGACAUCCACGCAUUGCAAAAUACACUACACUCCCCGCAUCUGAACAAUCGACCAAGCGCGAUCCCAACAAGCCGGUGCCGCUCAAAUACUGGGCGGAACUAACAACUGGUGGCUUUGCUGGGUUCGUGUCGCAAACCGUAUCAUACCCGCUAGAAGUCAUACGAAGACGCAUGCAAGUAGGUGGCGUGGUCGGCGAUGGCCACCGUCUGGGCAUGAUGGAAGUUGCUGGACGCAUCUUCCGCACCACUGGCUUCAAAGGCUUCUUUGUAGGUCUAAGUAUCGGUUAUAUGAAAGUCAUCCCUAUGACCGCCACCAGCUUCUUUGCCUACGAGAGGGCCAAGCUUGCACUUGGCAUUUGA